Molecule: messenger RNA, 2822 nt
Organism: Cyclopterus lumpus (lumpfish)
Lineage: Eukaryota; Metazoa; Chordata; Actinopteri; Perciformes; Cyclopteridae
Gene: ccdc61
Product: coiled-coil domain containing 61
Exons: 13
Coding region: 328-1854 (508 amino acids)
Cellular component (GO): centrosome
Source: RefSeq, a predicted model, not a curated record
GUAAAGGUCGUGUCUAUUCACGGCCUGUGGAGGGCAGCGGCGCAUCGGACGGUCGUCGAGCCUCCGAGCCGAAGAAGAAGAGCGGCGUCGUCACCGCGGAGCGCAGAAGAAGAGUUUAACGGUUCCCGGUUGUUGAACCGCUCCCGUCUCCACGGUGCCGGUAGCUCCCAACUAGUUCCGUACCGGCUUUAGCUGAACUGUGCCACAAACCAGGCGGCUGACUAACCAGUCCACGCACCGCGAUGCGUCUCCAACGAGUAGCUAACGUCAUGUGCUGACAGCGCCCCUCGUUACGGAGCAUUACUGCGGACCAAAAGACCCGGAGUGAUGGAGGAGGGCUCUGAGGUGAUGGAGGAUAUUGUAUUUCGAGGAGUGGAGUUUUCUGUGAAGAUGGAGGUGGACAAGGGCUUGUUGAUAGUCGAAAUCUCUGAUUCGAUGACAGCGGAUCAAUGGAGAGGGGACUUUGAUCCAGCAUACAUUGAGGACCUCACUCGCAAAACUGGCAACUUCAAGCAGUUCCCCAUUUUCUGCAGCAUGUUAGAAUCGGCUGUCAGAAAGAUGAGUGAUUCUGUCACACUUGACCUCUUGACCUACGCUGACCUGGAGCUGCUACGUAACAGAAAAGCAGGAGUGGUCAGUCGUCCUCAUGGCCAUCAGCAGUCGUCUGUUCUCACUGCCAAAAGAUACCUAAUCCUCAUAUAUACUGUGGAGUUUGACAGGAUACACUACCCCUUACCCCUGCCUUAUGUGGGUAAGCCUGACCCGGCUGCCCUGCAGAAGGAAGUCAGAGCUCUUAAGGCCGAGCUCAGCACCGUCUCCUCUCAUGGAAUGAACAAAUCUGCAGAACUAGAAAUACAACGGCUACGAGCUGAGAUGGCUCUGGUGAAAGAACAAAAGGACGCCAUGGCUAAGGUUCUGGAGCGACUGCAGAGCGGUGGAGGAGGCGCCGCACCGGGCCGAGAGGACUGGCGGGCCAGAGAUGUAGUGAGGACACUGGAGGAGCAGCUCGUCAAGGAGAGGGCCAAAAGUCAACGUUCAGCGAGCAAGAGAUGCCAGGAGCAGCGACUCCUCUUGGAGCAGUUCGAUGACCUGAGAGCAUCGGAGUGCGCUCUCCGCGUUCGGGUCAAGAGUCUCACCAGUGAACUGGCGUUACUACGGAGAGGCAGAGUGACUCCCGUGUCUGGUCACAUCUGUUCUCGGCUUGAUGGGGAAAUCUAUCGCUCGGUCUCCCGCGAGAGGAGGUCGGGGUACGGGACCAUCAGGGCUCGCUCAGGAUCCAGAGAACGGAUGGAUGACAGAGGUCAAAGGUCAGAGGAAAGAGGCAGAAGAUCGGACUCCUCAGGACCACGCGCUCGCAUAGCUCGGCCGUCAUCUUCUCCCACUGGGUCCCGGGUGCAACGCUUUGACCCCACUGCUUACAUCCAGGACAGGCAGCGCAGACUAAAAGAGGGAGAGGUCAAAAAACAGAGGAAGGUACGGAGGGACCUGCUGACGUCACCCAUAGUUCCUGAGAGGGGGCGUUCACGUUCCAGAGAGGCCUAUCCUCAGAUGGUCCGGUCUAGCAGCAGAGGCAGGAGUUUAUCAGUGGAGCGGCGAGGGAGCAGGAACUCCUCUGAAAACUCGUUAGCGGAUAUGGAUGAAAUGCACAAAAAUCUGUUCAGAGCAAGAAAACAGACUUACAAUGGACCCAAUGUGUCUAGAGGAGGCCUUUCGAGGAAACCAUUAUGCAGUACUCCGACACUCAGAGGGAAAGACAAAGAGAGCUCCAUGGAUACCGGUGCCGAGCUGUCUGAGAUCGAUGCCAGGCUAUUGGCACUUCAGGAGUACAUGAGGGACCUGGAUACAGGACACUAACAACCACCGCCUAGCCCGCUGCUCAAGUCCCUCCAUGUUACCCGACAACUGCACAGCUAGAAGCUCGGGCCAUCGUUUAUUGUUCAUGGUGGCCAGACUGGAGGAACACAUUGAGCUUCAAACACAAGCGAUGGGCUACCACUGUAUACGUGUUCAUGUUAGAGACUAAGACUCCUAGCGGGUCAAACUUCAGGAAACUAAAGCCAUCCCUGUGAAAGAUUCCUUUUCUGGACUGUAAAUGUAUAUAUAUUUUUUUUAAAGUGUUUUUCUUCAUAUUUUUUUUUUGUACACCUCGCCAAACCAUCUUAACCAGUUCACAUGGACGGAAGAUUUGGCAGUACCUCAGUCAGUAAAUAUUUGUUCACCCUUUACUCGCCUGUUGAUGUUUUCACACUUAAUAUUUGUUGAGGUUUUUUUCCCCUGUGAGUGCCUGUGCAUCAUAUCUUCCUUCCUAAAUACAUUUAAGUCAAGCAACUAUUUAAACUGAAAUGUCAACGGGUGUGAAAGUGAUCAACAUGUUAAUGAGACUGUAAAACCUGAGUUGGACCUCUUCUGUCCAGUGCACGUUAGAAUACACUCCUGAACCCUGAAAGAAGACCUGAUCAUCAUUUGGUGGUUAAAUGUCAUUCAUUUUAAUGUACAUUAAAAAAAAUGUACAUUUUUCCAGAGUUUGAACCAAAGUAGACCCAAUUUCCCUUUUGAGCUCAUAUCCCAAACUAAAGCACAAAAUAUAUUAAUCUUGGAUAACAUUUGUGUACGGGAAUACUUAUCAAAGAAAGUGGACGGACUUAAGGAUAUUUGUGUAGACAAAUCCAUACCACUUUCUUCAUUGUGCAUGCAGGCAACUUUGUUGAUAGGGAAACUGCCACAUUUUCUAUGAACUGCUGUAUGUGUGCACAAAGACUUAUUCACAUUUUUCUCCAGUCUAAUGUCUUUUAAACCACCUGAAAAUAUAAUUUAUAACAUUA